AUAUACAAUUAAUCCAAUACGAGAGUAUACGUCGAACAGUGUACAUGUAUAGGGAUAAGCAACUAUGAGAGAUAUUAUAAUGCGUUUCUGAUUUUUCGGAUUUUCAAAAAAAAUGGUGAAGACCGACGGGAAUCGAAGCUACACGCCUGUUUUGAGACAGUGCUUCCUGACUGCCAGCGUGGCUGUGAACAUCACAGCUCACGGUUGUGUCAUCGGCUUCUCCGCCGUGCUCAUCCCCAGCCUGCGCAGACCCGAAUCUCAAAUCCAAGUCACCACCAGCGAGGAGUCAUGGAUCGCUUCCAUCGUGGGCUUCGCGUUGAUCAUGGGGAACUUCAUCAUCACACCACUCAUGGACACCUGGGGGAGGAAAAAGUGUCAUUUACUGACCGUACUGCCCGUUCUCACCGGUUGGUUCCUGCUCCUCUUAGUCAACAAUGUAGCCGGGCUGAUCACCGCACGGUUCCUCCAAGGUAUAUCAAUGGGCAUGCUUGGACCUCUGGGUUCAAUUAUAAUUGGAGAAAUGACAGACCCAAGGAAUAGAGGGGCAUUCUUAACAAGUGUAUCCCUUUCUUUGACAAUUGGAGUUCUGUUCACGCAUUCUCUAGGUGCGUAUUUUAGUUGGGAGCAAAACGCAUUAAUGUGUUCCUUCAUCACGUUCACCAGUCUUCUACUCAUAAUAUAUAACCCUGAAUCUCCAUCGUGGUUAAUAGCUAAAGGGAGGAUUAAAGAAGGAGAGGAAAUAUUCUUCUGGUUAAGGGGAAGGAAUGCGGAACAAGAAGCGGAAUUUGAAAACAUGAUUGCCGCACAAAGAAUGCAAAGGAAAUCGAGUGUUAUUGAUGAAGCACUGCCCCUUAAAAUGAAGAUAAGGAGAUUCUUUGUGUAUUUAAGACAAACGUCGACGAAGCCUGAAUUCUACAAACCUAUAACCAUCAUGUUUCUAUUGUAUACCAUGUUCCAGUUUGCUGGAAUCAAUGUCAUGAGUUCAUACGCAACGGAUAUAAUUCACCAGGUUGUCGGACCGGAGGCGAACGCGAAGUUUUUAAUGGUGCUUCUGGAUGUGGAAAGACUUAUUUGUAAUUUAUUAGCUGUGUUUUUGAUGAAGACGUUGAGAAGAAGGACUCUGUUGUUCAGCAGUGGUGCUGUGUGCGUGCUUUCCUAUUUAGGGAAGAGUCUAUAUGUUUAUGGCAAGCAGAAUGAUUUGUUGCCAUUCGAUAAUCAGUGGGUACCUCUAGUGUUAAUAGCUUUAUACAUGUGUUCUUUAACUGUAGGCAUUUCUUCGAUACCGUUCGCGAUAUCGGGGGAGAUAUUUCCUUUGGAGUAUCGGGCUUUAGGAGGUGGCAUCAGCGUUUUAGCUUUGUCUAUGAACUUCUUUAUUGCUGUCAAAUGUUUCCCUGUUCUAAUUCUGUCUAUGGGAUUACCGUUGACUUAUAUAUUGUACGCUGGAAUUGUGACAGCGUGUUUAGUGGUUAUUUACUUUAUGAUGCCAGAAACUAAGGACAGGACGCUUCAGGAGAUUGAGGACAGCUUCCGAGGGUUGUCCUCUGCGGAUCAUAAGUGUAGGCAACCUCUUAAAGGACAGACCAAUGGUGAAAUGCGAAGAUGCAGUUCUCAUAUUCUGUAUUAAAUAAAAUCCUACAAUGAGCAAUUAAUAAAAUCUACUCUCUCUCAUCUCUAUCAUUAUGGAAUUUUAAUGUAUGAUGUCGUUGCCCCAGUGUAAGUUUAUG
Messenger RNA from Maniola jurtina (meadow brown), 1724 nucleotides. Its product is annotated as facilitated trehalose transporter Tret1-like. Gene Ontology annotation, cellular component: membrane. Bases 113 to 1624 code for a protein of 503 amino acids. Lineage: Eukaryota; Metazoa; Arthropoda; Insecta; Lepidoptera; Nymphalidae. The transcript is spliced from 3 exons. The record is from RefSeq and is a predicted model, not a curated record. Gene Ontology annotation, biological process: transmembrane transport. Gene Ontology annotation, molecular function: transmembrane transporter activity.